AUGACCGAGCACAAUGUAGUCGCUAAAAUCCUGGGCGAGUUGGGCCUGGCCACCAUGUGGCAGUCAUCGCGCGACAUCAAACUGCUUUGCGCACAGCGCUUCGUGCGCAUGUUUGCCUACUCCGGCUCCACGUUGAUUCUGGUUUCGUAUUUGGCGGCCAUGGGCAAUUCGGACGAUCGCAUCGGCCUGUUUAUGACACUGACCCUGGCCGGUGAUGUCGUGAUCAGUUUUUUUCUCACCCUCUGUGCCGAUACCAUGGGUCGUCGCGCGAUUUUGUCACUCGGCUGCAUCCUCAUGGCCGGCAGCGGGGUUGUUUUUGCGCGAUUUAACAAUUACUGGGUGCUGUUGGUGGCCGCGGUCCUUGGUGUGAUCAGUCCCAGGUAUGUAAUGUCAUGGACUUUUUUAAUGACUGACCAAUGGCUGAUGUCUGGCAGUGGAGGUGAAAUUGGCCCCUUCCGCGCCAUCGAGGAGUCCACGCUGGCGCAUCUCACGCUGGAGGAGCAGCUGAGCGAUGUUUUCGCCUGGUACUCCCUCAUCGGCACCGCAGGCUCGGCCUCGAGCAGUUUGAUCUGUGGAUGGAUCCUGACUUCGCUUCAGUCGACUCACGGCUGGGAAUUCAUCCCUUCGUGUCGCGCCUUCUUUCUGGUCUACGCGGGCAUCGGCGUGGUCAAGCUCCUUCUAACCCUGACCCUGAGUCGCAAAGUGGAAGCCGUGCCGAAAGCAAAGAACCAAGAGUCUCAGGCCCAGACGCUGGAUCAGGGACACGAGAAUUCCGAAACCCGACCGUUGCUCCAGAGCCGGUCUGAUCAAGCCCCGCCAAAAAAGAAGACUUUCUUCCAGUCCAUCGAGAAAGACCUCUGGUCACUCGUGAUCCGGCUGUUCAUCCUGUUUGGGCUGGAUGCCUUCGCGUCCGGUUUGGCAGCGCAGUAA
Messenger RNA from Penicillium riverlandense, 930 nucleotides. RefSeq names its product MFS transporter. Lineage: Eukaryota; Fungi; Ascomycota; Eurotiomycetes; Eurotiales; Aspergillaceae. Gene Ontology annotation, cellular component: fungal-type vacuole membrane. The record is from RefSeq and is a predicted model, not a curated record. The transcript has a single exon. Bases 1 to 930 code for a protein of 309 amino acids. Gene Ontology annotation, biological process: transmembrane transport. Gene Ontology annotation, molecular function: transmembrane transporter activity.